Molecule: messenger RNA, 3721 nt
Organism: Talpa occidentalis (Iberian mole)
Lineage: Eukaryota; Metazoa; Chordata; Mammalia; Eulipotyphla; Talpidae
Gene: UBA1
Product: ubiquitin like modifier activating enzyme 1
Exons: 26
Coding region: 286-3471 (1061 amino acids)
Biological process (GO): protein sumoylation
Cellular component (GO): cytoplasm; SUMO activating enzyme complex
Molecular function (GO): SUMO activating enzyme activity
Source: RefSeq, a predicted model, not a curated record
UAGGGAGAGGAGCCCCGAGCCUAGGCUGUGGAAGGGACGCAGGAACCCAGCCUGCUAGGCUCUGCCCAAGGGGACCCGAUGCCACCGGGCCUCCUUGGCCAUAGCUUUAUUCAUUACUCAUGAGGAGGCGGGGCUGUUAAGCCCAUUUUUGCCUCUUUCCCACCUGGCCCGCUGGAAGUACCGGCUUGUGAAUUAUUCACGAGGGGGCGGAUCAACUUGCUGAAAGGGUGUGCUUGCUAAAGGGGCAUUCUGAGCUCUGCUGGGUAAAGUAGAUCUCGUUGAUUAAUGGUAAAGAUGUCCAGCUCGCCGCUGUCCAAGAAACGUCGCGUGUCCGGGCCUGAUCCAAAGCCGGGUUCUAACUGCUCCCCUGCCCACUCCGUGUUGUCCGAAGUGCCCUCGGUGCCAACCAACGGAAUGGCGAAGAACGGCAGCGAAGCAGACAUAGAUGAGGGCCUUUACUCCCGGCAGCUGUAUGUGUUGGGCCAUGAGGCAAUGAAGCGGCUCCAGACAUCCAGCGUACUGGUAUCAGGCCUGCGGGGCCUGGGUGUGGAGAUUGCAAAGAACAUCAUCCUUGGUGGGGUCAAAGCUGUCACCCUGCAUGACCAGGGCACUGCCCAGUGGGCUGACCUCUCCUCCCAGUUCUACCUGCGGGAGGAGGAUAUUGGUAAGAACCGAGCUGAGGUCUCACAGCCCCGCCUCGCUGAGCUCAACAGCUAUGUGCCUGUCAGUGCCUACACUGGACCCCUCAUUGAGGACUUUCUUAGUGGCUUCCAGGUGGUGGUCCUCACUAACACCCCCCUGGAGGACCAGCUGCGGGUGGGUGAGUUCUGUCAUAGCCGUGGCAUCAAGCUGGUGGUGGCAGAUACCCGAGGUCUGUUUGGGCAACUCUUCUGUGAUUUUGGAGAGGAAAUGGUCCUCACAGAUUCCAAUGGGGAGCAGCCGCUCAGCGCUAUGGUUUCUAUGGUCACCAAGGACAGUCCCGGUGUGGUUACCUGCCUGGAUGAGGCCCGACAUGGAUUUGAGAGCGGUGACUUUGUCUCCUUUUCAGAAGUACAGGGCAUGAUUGAACUCAAUGGAAGUCAGCCCAUGGAGAUCAAAGUCCUGGGUCCUUACACCUUUAGCAUCUGCGAUACCUCUAACUUCUCUGACUACAUCCGUGGAGGCAUUGUCAGUCAGGUCAAAGUACCUAAGAAGAUAAGCUUUAAAUCCUUGCUGGCCUCACUGGCAGAACCCGACUUUGUGAUGACAGACUUCGCUAAGUAUUCCCGCCCUGCCCAGCUACACAUUGGCUUCCAGGCCCUGCACCAGUUCUGUGCUCAGCAUGGCCGGCCUCCUCGGCCCCGCAAUGAGGAGGAUGCAACCGAGCUGGUAACCCUAGCACAGGCUGUGAAUGCUCAAGCUCUGCCAGCGGUGCAGCAGGAUAGCCUGGAUGAGGACCUCAUCCGGAAGCUGGCAUAUGUGGCUGCUGGGGAUCUGGCGCCCAUAAAUGCCUUCAUUGGGGGUUUGGCUGCCCAGGAAGUCAUGAAGGCCUGCUCAGGGAAGUUUAUGCCCAUCAUGCAGUGGCUGUACUUUGAUGCCCUGGAGUGUCUCCCUGAGGACAAAGAUGCCCUCACAGAGGACAAGUGCCUCCCGCGUCAGAACCGUUAUGAUGGGCAGGUGGCAGUCUUUGGCUCAGACCUGCAAGAAAAGCUGGGCAAGCAGAAGUAUUUCCUGGUGGGUGCAGGGGCCAUUGGCUGUGAGCUGCUCAAGAACUUCGCCAUGAUUGGGCUGGGCUGUGGGGAGGAUGGAGAAAUUGUCAUAACGGACAUGGAUACCAUUGAGAAGUCAAAUCUGAACCGACAGUUUCUGUUCAGGCCUUGGGAUGUCACGAAAUUAAAAUCUGACACAGCUGCUGCAGCUGUGCACCAGAUGAACCCACACAUCCGGGUGACAAGCCACCAGAACCGGGUGGGCCCUGACACGGAGCGUAUCUAUGAUGAUGAUUUCUUUCAAAACCUGGAUGGGGUGGCCAAUGCCCUGGACAAUGUGGAUGCUCGCAUGUACAUGGACCGCCGCUGUGUGUACUACCGUAAACCGCUGCUGGAGUCGGGCACACUGGGCACCAAGGGCAACGUGCAGGUGGUGAUUCCCUUCCUGACAGAAUCCUACAGCUCUAGCCAGGACCCACCUGAGAAGUCUAUCCCCAUCUGCACUCUGAAGAACUUCCCUAAUGCCAUCGAGCACACCCUGCAGUGGGCUCGGGAUGAAUUUGAAGGCCUCUUCAAGCAGCCUGCAGAAAAUGUCAACCAGUACCUCACAGACCCCAAGUUUGUGGAGCGGACACUGCGGCUGGCGGGCACGCAACCCCUGGAGGUGCUGGAGGCCUUGCAGCGCAGCCUGGUGCUGCAGCGGCCACAGACCUGGGCUGACUGUGUGACCUGGGCCUGCCACCACUGGCACACCCAGUACUCUAACAACAUCCGACAGCUGUUGCACAACUUCCCUCCCGAUCAGCUCACAAGCUCGGGAGCCCCAUUCUGGUCUGGACCCAAACGCUGUCCACACCCUCUCACCUUCGAUGUCAACAAUCCCCUGCAUCUGGACUACGUGAUGGCUGCUGCCAACCUGUUUGCCCAGACCUAUGGGCUGACAGGCUCUCAGGAUCGAGCUGCUGUGGCCACACUCCUCCAGUCUGUGCAAGUCCCUGAGUUCACCCCCAAGUCUGGUGUCAAGAUCCACGUCUCUGACCAGGAGCUGCAGAGCGCCAAUGCCUCUGUUGAUGACAGCCGUCUAGAGGAACUCAAGGCCACACUGCCCAGCCCAGAAAAGCUCCCUGGGUUCAAGAUGUACCCCAUCGACUUUGAGAAGGAUGAUGACAGCAAUUUCCAUAUGGAUUUCAUUGUGGCUGCAUCCAACCUCCGGGCAGAGAACUAUGACAUUCCUCCUGCAGACCGGCACAAGAGCAAGCUGAUUGCAGGGAAGAUCAUCCCAGCCAUUGCCACAACCACAGCAGCUGUGGUUGGCCUAGUAUGUCUGGAGCUGUACAAAGUGGUGCAGGGGCACCGACAGCUUGACUCCUACAAGAAUGGUUUCCUCAACUUGGCCCUGCCCUUCUUUGGCUUCUCUGAACCCCUUGCUGCACCCCGUCACCAGUACUAUAACCAGGACUGGACGUUGUGGGAUCGCUUUGAGGUACAGGGGCUGCAGCCUAAUGGUGAGGAGAUGACCCUCAAACAGUUCCUUGACUACUUUAAGACAGAACAUAAAUUGGAGAUCACCAUGCUGUCCCAAGGAGUGUCCAUGCUCUACUCCUUCUUCAUGCCACCUGCCAAGCUCAAGGAACGGUUGGAUCAGCCGAUGACAGAGAUAGUGAGCCGUGUGUCGAAGCGAAAGCUGGGCCGCCAUGUGCGGGCGCUGGUGCUUGAGCUGUGCUGCAACGACGAGAGCGGCGAGGACGUCGAGGUCCCCUAUGUACGAUACACCAUUCGUUGACCCCCAUCCACUCCUGUAGACUGGCCCAGCCCUAACCCGUCUAGACCCCUUCCCAGCCCAGAGUUGUCAUUUGGCCUCUGGCAGUGGCACAGCUUAGCCAAGUUGCAAGCCAAGCUAGCCAAGCCAAUUCUGUCCUCAUCCCUCUGCCUCAACCCCUCUUGCCACCGCUUUCUACCUUGUUUGGAACCUGAAUCCUAAUAAAGAGUUAUUAACCCAGACGUGACAUGCCCUCCUGGUUCCAGGGAAGGAA